Molecule: messenger RNA, 2319 nt
Organism: Dictyostelium discoideum AX4
Lineage: Eukaryota; Evosea; Eumycetozoa; Dictyosteliales; Dictyosteliaceae
Gene: hspH
Product: heat shock protein Hsp70 family protein
Exons: 2
Coding region: 1-2319 (772 amino acids)
Molecular function (GO): ATP binding; ATP hydrolysis activity
Source: RefSeq, a predicted model, not a curated record
AUGUCAUUUGUAGUAGGUUUUGAUUUCGGAACAAAGAAUUGCACUAUUGCAGUUGCCCAAAAGGGUGGUGUAGAUGUUAUUGCCAACGAAGUUUCAAAUCGUUUAACUCCAUCAAUGGUUUCAUUUGGUGAAAAAGAGAGAUACUUAGGUGAAUCUGCUUUAACUAAUCAAUUAAGAAAUAUUAGAAAUACAAUUACAAAUAUUAAAAGAUUUAUUGGACAAGAAUUUAAAACAGAUACAGUUCAAGAAGAAUUAAAACAUGAAAUGUUUCAAUCAUACGAAAUGGAUAAUGGAUUUGUUGGAUAUAAUGUAACAUAUGCAGGUGAACAAUGUUCAUUCUCAAGUGAAGCAAUUUUGGGUAUGUUAUUUGGUAAAUUAAAAAAGACCACAGAAGCAUUUGUAAACAAUCCAGUUCGUGAUGUGGUAAUCUCAGUACCAGUAUUUUGGAAUGAUUAUCAACGUCGUGCCAUUUUAAAUGCAGGUUCCAUCGCAGGUUUAAAUAUCAUUCGUUUAAUCAAUGAAACCACAGCAACAGCACUUUCAUAUGGUAUCUACAAAGAAUGGUCAGAAACUGACCCAACCAACGUUUUAUUCGUUGAUGUUGGUGAUUCAGCCACUUCUGUCUCUGCCGUUCAAUACAAAAAAGGUCAACUCAAAGUUUUAGGUACCGCUUCAAAUCCAAACAUUGGUUCAAGAGUUUUCGAUGAAACACUCGUCAAACAUUUCGCCAAAGAAUUCCAAACCAAAUAUAAGAUCAACGUUUUCGAAAACAAAAAAGCACUCAUUCGUUUAAGACAAGCCUGUGAAAAAGUAAAGAAAAUCUUAUCAUCCAACAACGAAGCUCCAGUCUCAAUCGAUUCACUCAUGGACGACAAGGAUGUCAAGGGUAUGAUCGAUAGAGCCACCUUUGAAGAAUUGGCAAACGAUGAUAUGAACACCAUCGUCGAACCACUCCAACGUUUAUUAUCAGAGUUACAAAUGACUCCAGAUCAAUUCCAAUCCAUUGAAAUCACUGGUGGUGGUACACGUUCUACCUCUCUCCAAAAGAAAUUAUCUGAAGUCCUCGGUAGAGAUCUUAGCAAAACCAUCAACUCUGAAGAAUCAGUUUGUCGUGGUGCUGCUCUCCAAUGUGCUAUGUUAUCACCAGUCUUUAGAGUACGUCCAUUCGCUGUCAAUGAUGUUGCUUCCUAUCCAGUCAGUGUUCACUUCAAAUCCGUCUCUGGUGUUGAACAAAAAUUAGAUCUCUUCAACCUCAAGAGUGCUAUCCCAACUCCAAAACCAUUGAGAAUCUCUUUCCCAGUCACCAAAGCUGAAGGUUUUGAAAUCGUCGUCAACAGUACCUUUGGCACCAUUGCAACCGUUAAAGUUGAUAACAUCCCAGCUUUCACCAACAAAUCAUCCAUCAAAGCAAAGGUUUGGUUAGAUAUUCACGGUAUUUUCCACAUUGAUGAAGUUAAAUUAGUCGAACAAAUUCCAGAAGAAGAAACAGCUGCUCCAGCCGAAACCCCAGCUGAAACUCCAGCCAAUGGUGAAGCCGCAAAACCAGCCGAAGAAAAGAAAGUUAAAGUUAAGGAAACCUCUUUGGUUUUCACCACCUCAAGAAAAGGUUUAACCAAUGAACUCUUAAAGGCUGCCAUCGAAGAGGAAGGUCGUAUGCAAGCUUCCGAUCUUUUAGCCAUUGAAACCGCCGAAAAGAAGAACGCCCUCGAAAGUUACAUCUAUGAUAUGCGUUCAAAAUUACAAUCAUCCCUCAAAGAAUACGUCACCCCAGCCGAUGCUGAAACCUUUAUGACUCAAUUAAACAAACAAAUGGAUUGGUUAGAAAGUGAAGAAGGUGAAGAUCAAACUAAAUCUGUUUACGCUGGUAAACUCGAAGAACUCCGUCGUCUUGGUAAUCCAAUUCAAAAACGUAAACAAGACUUGGAAGAUUAUCCAGAUGCUGUCCAAACCCUUAAAAACAUUGCUUCAUACGUUAAAAACGAAGCUAUGAUUCCAGGUGAAAGAUAUGACCACAUUGAAAAGGAAGAAAAAGAAAAACUUUGCAAAGAUUGUGAUGAUGCCGUCGAAUGGAUUGAUGCUUUAGUUGCCAAACAACAAGCAACUCCAAAGACUCAACCAUGUAUUAUCAAUACCACUGAAGUACUCGCCAAAAAGACUCAAUUAGAAGUUACCGCUAAAAUGAUCCUUGGUAAACCAAAACCAAAGCCAGUUGAAGUACCAAAGGAAGAACCAAAAGAUACUCCAAUGGAAUCAAAAGACGCACCAGCUGAAGAACCAGUUGCAACUAAAGAUCAAAAGAUGGAUGAUAUUUUAGAUUAA